This is a messenger RNA of Carcharodon carcharias (great white shark), 4425 nucleotides long. RefSeq names its product leucine-rich pentatricopeptide repeat containing (gene lrpprc). Gene Ontology annotation, molecular function: protein binding. The transcript is spliced from 38 exons. The record is from RefSeq and is a predicted model, not a curated record. NCBI's taxonomy places the organism in Eukaryota, Metazoa, Chordata, Chondrichthyes, Lamniformes, Lamnidae. The coding region runs from base 14 to 4276 and encodes 1420 amino acids.
UGCCUCUGGGAAGAUGGCGGCGCUCAUCAGGUUGUCCCGGUAUGUCCAGCGGCUGCCGCUGUCUCACUGCCUGCGCCCCGGCCUCUCCGUCGGACACAGGGGACCCGGUAACGGCGUCGUUGCUCAACAUCCCGGCGGCUGUUGCACCAGCUUUUGCAGAUCUCUGAACAGCAAUGUGCACUUGUGUGCUGUUGCCACGGAGCAGAUGACACCUGCCAAAAAUGAAGGAAGCACAGCGGUUCGAGCCAAACAGGCUAUGCAAUUUGACUGGGCCUUGAACAAGUUGGACUCAUCUGUUCGAAGAACAGGUCGUAUCACGAAAACCCUACUGUUGAAGAUUUUUCAUGACAUUUGUCGAACAGGCUUCCCUAGUGGCAAUCAAGCCUUGCUGCUGCUGCGUAGCUGCGGCUCUCUGCUCCCAGAGAUGCAGCUGCCAGAAAGAACAGAUUUGGCUCACAGAAUCUGGGACAAACUACAAGAGCUAGGUGCUGUUUAUGAUGUGAGCCAUUACAAUGCAUUGCUGAAAGUCUAUCUUCAGAACGAGCACAAGUUUUCACCAACUGAUUUUCUGGCAAAAAUGGAAUCUGCAAAUGUUCAACCUAACAGAGUUACUUUCCAGAGACUGAUAACAGCAUAUUGUAAUGAAGGAGAUAUUGAGGGUGCAAGUAAGAUCCUAGGCUUCAUGAAGAGUAAGGAUCUACCAAUUACAGAAGUGGUGUUCAAUUCACUGGUGACAGGACAUGCGCGGGCUGGUGACAUGGAAAGUGCAGAGGGUAUUCUAACAGUGAUGAGUGGUGCAGGAAUUGAACCCGGACCAGAUACCUACAUUGCACUGCUGAAUGCAUACGCUGAAAAGGGAGAUAUUGAGAACAUGAAACAGACACUGGAGAAAGUUGAAAAGACAGAUGCUAGCCUGAUGGACAGGGACUUGAUGCAAAUUAUCUUCAGCCUGGCCAAGUCUGGCUAUCCACAAUAUGUUCAGGAUAUUGUGGAGCGGAUGAGACUUGACAGGGGAUAUGUACCAGAUGCAAUGAAUCUAUGUUUGAGCCUGAUUACACAAGGUUUGGAAGAAGUUGCUUUCCAGGUGCUGAAAACCUUUCCCACAUUGCAGUCUGAGAACCAAAAUGGCAAUUCAUUAGACCUUGGUAACUUCUUCAUCCGGCACUGUAUUAACCUAGAUAAGCCAGUAGACAAAUUGUGUCACUUCUGUGAGGAACUAAAGGAGGCCAAUUUGCAUUCAACUCCUUUCCAGUUUGCUCUUCACUGUGCGCUGGAUGCCAGAAAAUCUGGAAUGUCAAUUGCGCUCAUGACGAUCAUGCAGAAGAAAGGUUUACCUGUUAGGCCCCAUUACUUUUGGCCUGUGCUAGCCCAACAUCAGAAAGACAAGAACAUACAAGGGACCAUAGAAGUACUGAAAGCCAUGCAGAAUCUAGGAGUAGAACCUGAUGUGGAAACUUAUGCAAACUACGUGCAGUCAUCAUUUGACAGCGUUGAGGUAGCUCGUACCCAGCUUGAGGAAAAUGGAUGUCUGGUCAACACAAUGGGAUUUUAUACUUCAGGACUCAGAACAGAAGCUUUAAACGGACAUUUGGACAAGGUUUAUUCUAUGUUAUCGUUGCCGACAAAUCCUGCAGUGGAUUUAAGUAGCUUCAGAGGCAGUCUUAUUUUAGGAUUUAAAAGGUCUAAAGAUAUUGAUUUACUCGCCAAGAUAACAGAAUUGUUGUACAAAGAUGAGCGUUAUUGCCAGAAUUCUCCAGGACCGACUGAAGCUGUUGGCUAUUUUCUUUAUAACUUGAUUGACAGCAUGGGUGACUCUGAGGUGCAGGCCAAGGAGGAGCAUUUGAGACAAUACUUCCAUCAGCUGAACAAGAUGGAUAUAGUAAUCCCAGCAAAUAUCUACAGAGGAAUUCGCAAUUUGUUGGAUGCUUACCAUGUUCCUGAGUUAAUUAAGGAUGUCAUUGUUUUGGUGAAUGAACAGGAUAAACUGACUGCUGCUGACCUCCCAAAAGGGUCCGAGGCUAAAAUUGUUGCCAUAGAAACAAGAUUGGCAGAGCUAAAAAUGGAGAAAAAACCUAUUGGAGAAACAUUGAAGCAACUGAUCCUAUUGCUUUGUGGGGCUGAGAAUAUGCAAAAAGCCCUUGAAGUGAAAGCUCAGUAUGAAUCGGACAUGGCUAUCGGUGGCUACGCUGCACUAAUAAAUCUUUGCUGUCGACACGAUAAUGCAGAAGAGGCAUUGAACCUGAAACAAGAAGUGGAACGUAAAGAUUCCUCUGUUACCCUUGACGCAAAUAAGUACUUGGCACUUGUGAGGGUCCUAGCCAAGCAUGGUAAAUUAGAAGAAGCUAUUCUAAUCCUAAAGGAGAUGAAAGAGAAAGAGGUUGUUCAAAGAGACACAACGAUCGCUUCGUUCUUCCAUAUCCUGAAUGUUGUAGCCGUGAAGGGAGAAGCAGAUACAGUGAAACAGCUACAUGAAUCCAUUGUGAAUUUGGGGUUGGCCAAGCCUACUGCUAACCUGUGUUCGCCGCUGAUUGGAGUCCAUCUUGAUCAGGGGAAUCUACCUGCUGCACUAGAUGCAAUUAUUGAUUGUCACAAGAAAUAUGGCCAGCUGCCUAGGCUUCAUGAUGUUUUGUGCAAGUUGAUCGAGCAGGGAGAUGCUGAUCGCUUACAGAAAGCUAUGGAUUUUGUAAACCAGGAGCGAGGUGAAAUGACAAUGCUGUAUGACCUCUUUUUCGCUUUUCUUCAGAGUGGGAAAUACAAAGAGGCCAGAAAAAUUAUCGAGACUCCUGGCUUGAGAGCCCGUCCAGGGAGGCUGCAGUGGUUUGCAGAUAAAUGCACAGCCACAAAUCAAGUUGAAACACUUGAGAACAUGGUGGAAAUGACCCAGAAGCUAUUUGAAUGUGAUCGGGAUCAGAUGUACUAUUAUCUUCUGAGGCUUUUCAAGGAAAAUAAUGACUGGCGGAAAGCUGAUGCAACAUGGACCAAAAUGCAGGAAGAAAAUGUGAUACCCCGAGAGAGAACACUCCGAUUACUUGCUGAAAUACUCAAGACCAAUGGUCAAGAGAUUCCAUUUGAAGUUCCUGAGAUAUGGUAUGAGGAUGCUGCCAGAUCCACUUCAUCUGCUACUCUCAGUCAAGCUACACAAAUAAAAGCUACCGAUUUGCCUGUUGAUUCUGCCAGUGACUAUCAGCGCAGACUGCUAAUACUUUCCAAGAGGAACAAUAUUCAAGAAGCCCAAAAUGUGUUCCUGGAAGCUGAAAAGAAGGGUCUUGCAUUCAGCGCAGCUGCUUAUUCAAGCUUCAUAAACACUCUUCUGAGUCACGGGUUAUUGGAAGAAGCCAUGGAUGUCAAAAACAGAGUUGAGACCCGCAUCAAGGGCUUUACACUGAACGACGCUGCCAACAGCCUACUCAUCAUAACGCAAGUUAGGCGGGAUAAUCUGAAAGAUGCUGUUUCUACCCUGAAAGAGAUGUUGCAAGUUAAUCAAGUGCCCAGCCAGCUCGCUGUUUCACGGCUUGUCCAAGCUCUGGCCUCCAAAGGUGAUGUGGAGAAAAUUCAAUCUGUGGAACAAUUGAUGGAAAACCUGGCAUGGCCUAUCAAUUUGUCCCGGAUGCUAUUUAUCAAUAACUUAGUCCUGGCUCACAUAAAGAAUAAUAAUAUUGACAGAGCUGUGGAAUACAUUGAGCCAUUCUACAUUCCAGGAGAAAAUAGUUCUCAGCAGCAAGCAACUAAUAUGUCCUAUGUCUUCCGAAAGGUAUUAGGGGAAAAUUAUAAAGAAGCGAUAGACAAAUUGAGUGCCAUGGCUGAACGGUUAGCUCAACAUUUUGACGUGUAUAAGCCUGUGAUGGAUCUCUUCCUACAAUAUAUGGAUCUAGACAAAACAGAAGAAGCCAAAUUGCUUUUGCAGAGGUGCCCUGCAAUUGCAGAACAGAAAAGAAACUUGGUUUCAUUCAUUACUAGGACUGCACAAAAACCUGGGCAGGCUCACAAGAUCAUUGGGCUGCUUGACCUGAUCAAAGAUUUUCCAGAAAAAGAAAUUGCAUAUUCAUAUCUAAUGAAAUGUUAUGCAUUAGACAAUGAUGUGAUGUCUGCAAAGGCUUUGUACGAAAAAGUUAAAGAAGAAAAGAUGAUACCAGAUGAGAUGUUUCUGAAGCGUCUUGCUGUGCUUUUGAAAAGUUCAGGGGAAUCUCUCCCUUUCACGGAGCCCCCUGAAAGUUUUAAAUUUUAUGCAGAGAAGCUGAAGCGAGAAAAGGCAGCAGAAUCUUCUGAUGAAAACUAAGAUAAAGAUUGGAGCUAUCGGACAUUUUUAUAUUUUUGAUGAGCCAAUUCUUGAUGAAUGUGUGUAUUUCUGAAAUAUGGUGACUUUAACUUUAUGUUUGACUGUACAGGAGUAUUUAAUGUGACAAAUAAAGGUUCAGAGGAGACAAA